Molecule: messenger RNA, 924 nt
Organism: Ochlerotatus camptorhynchus
Lineage: Eukaryota; Metazoa; Arthropoda; Insecta; Diptera; Culicidae
Exons: 2
Coding region: 1-924 (307 amino acids)
Source: RefSeq, a predicted model, not a curated record
AUGAACACGUUUAGUUUGCUAACACUGACUUUGAUAUUGCUGCUAUCGUUGAACACUUCCGAUGCUGUCGGACCAGCUAACACGGCGAUUCACACCGGAGAAGGAGUCUAUUUGUCAUUUGAGGAGACGGUGUCGAAGCUAACCUCAUUGUUCGGGGCACCCGAGUCAGUCAUCAGCCGCAGGUAUCGCUGCCUACAGAUCUCGAAGCAGCCUGGAGAGGACUAUGUCACGUACGCUUGCCGGAUAAAUAAGUCGUGCGUGGAGUUCGAACUUACGAAGCUGUCGGAAGAACAGUUUAAAUGUCUGGUUUUCGUCUGCGGGCUUAAGUCGGAGCGGGAUGCGGAAGUUCGAACCAGGCUUUUGACGCGUAUCGAAGAGAAGUGUGAUUUGACGUUGGAGCAGUUGUCGGAGGAGUGCCAGCGCUUGCUGAAUUUGAGGCACGACGCAGCAAUGAUCGAGGAUCAGACUGGCUGUGUAAAAGCGCUGAAAUCCAGACAGCAUCCUGGAAGGUUCCCAGCACGUCAGCCGAAGCAGAGCUCGAAGGACGGCUUUGAUUCCAGAAGCAACGUGAGUGGGCCCAAAUCAGCUUGUUGGCUCUGUGGUGCUAAUCACUAUGCCAGGGAUCGUUCGUUUAAGAACCACAAAUGCAGUGAUUGUGGUACGUUCGGCCAUAAGGAGGGUUACUGCCACAGUGCUGGGAAAGCGAAGUUCAGGAGGUCCGAUCGACGAAAAGGAAACGCCGCUGCAAAGGUGGUGACGGUGAACGUCUGUAGUGCAACGAAGUGCAGGAAGUAUGUACCAGUGGAUAUCAACGAUUCGUCGGUUCGCCUGCAACUAGACACAGGGUCUGACAUUACCAACGUUUCAAUGGGAACGUGGCGCAUAAUCGGAAGCCAUUCUUGUGUGCGCCAACGAUCGUCGUAA